AUGUCCUUUUCUUCUACGCUUUACAAGGUUUUGUUCAAGAGAAACUCUGCGUUCGUUGGAACUGUUUUCGCAUCCGCUUUCCUCUUCCAGGCCACAUUCGACAGUGCUGUCACCAGUUGGUACGAGAACCACAACAAAGGUAAAUUAUGGGCGGACGUCAAGAAGCAAUUGCAGGGCGCAGACGAUGAUGAAGAUGACGAGUAA
Messenger RNA from Torulaspora globosa, 204 nucleotides. It is a transcript of the gene QCR9, whose product is annotated as ubiquinol--cytochrome-c reductase subunit 9. Gene Ontology annotation, biological process: mitochondrial electron transport, ubiquinol to cytochrome c. The record is from RefSeq and is a predicted model, not a curated record. NCBI's taxonomy places the organism in Eukaryota, Fungi, Ascomycota, Saccharomycetes, Saccharomycetales, Saccharomycetaceae. The transcript has 2 exons. The coding region runs from base 1 to 204 and encodes 67 amino acids.